AUGUCUUCGACCGGGUUACCAAAGCUUGGCAGUGUUCUCUAUCAAACUUUCGUCGAGUUUCCCUGCAGUGCACUUACCAUUCCAAGGCAAAGCGAUCCAAACGUUACUGCGAUGUCGAGCCGUAGUGCCAACGGUGACUCCAGCCACACCAUCAAGAAUUCUCUUGUCCAGUCAUGCCAGUCACCUGAGAGCGUAUCGUGUCUCUUGGGCAAAGAUCCCAGUCUUACACCGGGGGAGGCGUGGAAGAAAUUGACCAGCCACAAGACAGAAGGUCUGCAUACUUCGCAACACAUCAGUGAUGACGGGAAAGAUAGAGCAGCGGACCAUGAGCUAGAUCUUGCCUAUGCUUGUGGUAGCUGGGGUCCGAACCGACCCAGUGAUUUGUUUCUCAAAUUAUAUCAUGAUUCGCUGAGUACCCUAAAUGAGCACCCGGAUCACGGAAUGGUGAGCCCGUCUUUGCUCGGCAGUAAUGGAGUUGCACCACUAACCAUCAUCUCCGUAAUACCAGACAUCGUAAGACAUAUGUCGAACCUGAUAGUCCGGGCCGACAGAGAAGUCUUUCUUGCGACCAACUACUGGCAGAACAGCGUGGCAUCGGCGUUUAUAACGAAUGCGAUGAAAGAGCUCUCCCGCCGUGCAGGUGAGCGAGGCACGAGAAUAGUGAUGAAGGUCAUAUAUGAUCGGGGCAGCCCGAAACAACUUUUCGAGCCGCACUACAUUGUCUCUGAGAAGGAGUACACCGGGAAAGCUGUUGGGCUUCCGGCAAAGCAUGAGAUACCCAACAUUGACCUUGAGGUCAUGAAUUACCAUGACCCAUUACUUGGAACAUUUCAUUCCAAGUUCAUGGUUGUUGACCGGAAAAUUGGUAUUGUGCAGAGCAAUAACAUCCAGGACAAUGACAACCUGGAGAUGAUGGUGCAUGUGGAAGGGCCCAUCGUGGAUGGGCUCUACGACAUGGCGCUCUUGAGCUGGCACAAGAGACUUGACCCUUCUCUCCCGAGCCGUGAUAGCUCUGCAGCUGAAGGCGGGACGCAACGCUCUAGCCCGAGUCAUGAUAUUGCGUCUACUUCUAAUAGGUCGCUUGAAACCCAUCCUCCGAAGACUGAUCAAAGGGCUGCCGCCUUUGGGCCGCAGGCCGACGAACACCUCGCCCCUGACCUCACACCAUCAGCCCUCAAGAACACGGAGCCUCCAGUGGGAGGUUCAGACUCAGCAGAAGGACAUUCAACAGGUCAGGUUUUACCUGCAAAUGCUACCAAUGACUCUCACCAUUUCCAUCAAACAGAUGCUACAGGCUCAGAAACCCAGGGACGUCCCCAAUGCAAGCAGCAGGAAGCCCUCCCAGAACACACCGCCGAAGACCCGCACUACGAUAUUGAUAUCGCCGGUGAGAUCGCCCGUGUUCAAGUGGCUGUCUCCGCGAAACCUCAUGAAACACAACUGGAGGCUAUCACACGACACCUCAACCACACAACCAACAAGGAUGUCAAAGGCGACCCUGCUGCGUCCUCGCAAGCAGAGGAAAUGACCCCAUAUAUAUCUCACCCUACCCAUGAGCCGUUCCCGAUAGCACUGGUCAACAGAUCCCCCUAUGGACCACCGAACCACAAAUCCGUCUCGAACCCCCAGAAUGCGGCCUGGCUGUCGGCACUGCGCAACGCUACAAAGAACGUUUUCAUCCAGUCACCAACACUAAAUGCUGAACCUCUCGUCCCGGCGAUCAUCCAGGCUUGUGAACGAGGGAUCGAUGUCUAUUGCUAUAUCUGCCUUGGAUACAACGACGCCGGUGAACUGCUACCGAUGCAAGGAGGCCACAACGAGAUGGUUGCCAACCAUCUCUACAAGGCCAUGUCCCUCUCGGCGCGCCAGCACUUACACUACUUCUGGUACGUGGGCAAGGACCAGACACGCCCCAUCGUCGCAGAGUCGAAGCGCCGCUCCUGCCACAUCAAGCUCAUGAUCGUGGACGAGUGCAUUGGCAUCGUCGGCUCCGGCAACCAGGACACGCAGAGCUGGUUCCACAGCCAGGAAGUAAACAUCAUGCUGGAGAGUCGGGAGGUGUGCGCACAGUGGAUCGAAGGGCUGAGGCGGAACCAGAACACGCAUCGAUAUGGUGCCGUGGGACGCGACGACGGGGUCUGGAGGGACGCCGACGGCAAGGAGGCUCAGGGGGCUACUGGUGUUGACCCUGGGCAUUUCAGCUGGGCCAAGGGGCUCGUGGGAGCUGUCAAGAGAGUCAAGGGAACAGGAGGAUUCUGA
This is a messenger RNA of Neoarthrinium moseri, 2259 nucleotides long. RefSeq lists its product as uncharacterized. Lineage: Eukaryota; Fungi; Ascomycota; Sordariomycetes; Amphisphaeriales; Apiosporaceae. Gene Ontology annotation, molecular function: catalytic activity. The transcript is spliced from 4 exons. The record is from RefSeq and is a predicted model, not a curated record. The coding region runs from base 1 to 2259 and encodes 752 amino acids.